CUAUUCAGUGCUACUCAAGGUGGCCAAUUGCAGUAUUCACACUUGCUUCCAACAAACAAGAGUUCUUUCUCUCGUCCUGGAUCUUCCACAGAUAUAUACAUCCCGCUUGCCUAGUUUCCAACAGACCUCAAAGCCUCUGAGGAUGCCUGCCAUAGAUGUGGGUGUAACAUCAGCAGAGAAUGCUUCUGGUACAUGGCCAUACAGCCCAGAAAACUCAAAGUAACCCAAUGCCUGCUUUGUGGCACACUCCCAUAGAUUAUCGACUCUAGCAUUAUGCCUGGGAUCACUCCCAAACAGAAUGCCUUCACAUUUAGAAUUGCACCACAGAAGCAAAAUCCAGCCUAAACAUUUUUGGGGGGCAGGAAGAUUUCCCCCCUCCAACGAGGCCCUGUGCUUGAGCACACCUAAAUCCAGCACUGCCUGGGAGUUGUAGUUUUACAAGGUAUUUUAGCCUUUUCUGCCCAAGAGUGCUGGUGCCUCAGCAAACUCCAACUCCCAUUAUUCCAAAGCAUUGAAUCCAUGCAGAUUACUGCCCUGGCUUAAUGCUAUGGGAUCCUGGGAGUUGUAGCUUUGUGUGAGGUGCCAUCACUGGACAGCCUUGUAAAACUACAGCUCCCAAGAUUCAAUGACAUUGAGACAUGGCAGUUAAAGUGGUGUCAGCCCACAUUAAUUUCACAGUGCAGAUGCACUCUCAGUCUAAAUUUUGGUCUGAUGCCUGAUGGUCAGACUCUUCCAUGGAUUUUGGUUGAAAGGCAGAGAGCAAACAUUUUCACCGGUUCCAGAUAUGGGCUUGCAAUGCUUCACAUUCAUGGGUUCUUGUGCUUCUUCCACCAGCAGCACAGUGCUAGGAACAGCCCUUAGCCACAGGGUCUGUCUCAGAACCUUCCAAACCAUGUAUUGCAACAUACUAGUGUGUUGGCUGCAGUGUGUAGGUGUGUCACGCGAAUGUGACGAGACAUGACAAACAUCUUGGAAAUGUAGGCUAUUAUCUUAACAAAAAUUAUCUUAAUUUUUAAAAAUAUAAAUGAAAGGUUUUCAUGAGCAAUGUUGUAUCCCCAUACUUUUUGUUGUUACAGUGUAUGUAUGUGCGCAUUUCUCUUAUAAGGGGGUUGGUUUAACCUCCAGUUUGCUAGUAAAACCGAAUGAAUGUUGUGAAAUGUGACAUGUCUAAGAAGUGUGUCACCAUCAUGACAGGUUUGGAAAGCUCUGGUAUAUCUGAUUGUAAUAAUAUGCUAUGUAAGUAUCUUCCAGCUUUCAUGACUCUAUCAGAGAUCUCCUGUUGCUGGUGAGGGGAAAGAGUUUGGCUCUUUCAGUUUUGUAUGUUCCUGCUAAGGCUGUGAAUCCUGUUUCUGUUAUUGGUUAAAACAAUGGUUGGAUAUGUUUACACUAUACUAUUAUUCACUCCUAUUCAUAAGAUUGAAGGAUUGACCUACAUCAGAUGGUUCAUACAAUCUGCCCUUGUUGUCUAGGAAGUCAGGACAGCUCAGAAUCCUCUCUUCAAUUUUUUAGGAUUCAGGAAAUUAAUAGAACAGUUUGCGAGAAGCAUAAAUGUUUCAUGAUUUAUUCGGCAAAAUGUUGAUAGGCCAUGCAUUGAGAUGUAGCAAUUACUGAUAUUCCAACAUAAGGCGCAGUGCAUUCUAACAAUACACAAGUCAUGCAACACAACUUGAAAGUAAGAUACAGUAUCUAUUUCCUGUUUGCUUGGUAUUUAUUAACAGUAGUAACAUUGAACCCCACACAUCCAUGACUUAUCUCAGCAUCACAGCUCCUUGUCUUUAUACUUGAAAGAGAAGUGAUCUCAUCUACCUGGACUGUAGGUUUUCAAUACUCUUCCUUUAUCAAAUUAACCUUUCAAUCUAUUCAUUGCAUCUGGACAUGGCUUCUAUUGUAUGACAUACACCUCUAUAAUCAGUCCCUGACUCCUAUGCAUAGUUUCUAUCCAUAAUUCCUAUUCAUAGCCACCUACAUCUCAUUCUUUGGCCAUGCCACCUUUCUUUGUAUCUUUCCCAGGUGUUGUUAUCUCUGAGUAGUCAGAAUCUGAAGGCCUGCUAGACAGCCAGUAUGGUUUUAAAACAUUUUUAUAUCUCCUGGCUUGUUAUGUGACAUGGAUAGCUGUUAUUGUAUUUCAAAAAGCCUUUAUCAAUAUGGAACUAGUUAUAGUUUGGAUCCUGACAGAUACAGUUUUGUUUCAACCAUGUAGCCAUUAAUCUGGUUUAUACAUGACCUAAUUGAAUUUAAUUUCUCUGAAGACAAUGCAGCUGCCAGCCUGACCGGUAUACUUUUUUAGCUCAGUGGUUCCCAACCUUUUUGUUGACCAGGGACCACUCUUCAACAUUAGUACCAAAAGGGUUACAAAUCAAUUUUUGGUCAACUUUAGAUUCAGUUUGGUUAUUUCGGGUGCUAAUUCAGAAAAUUGUAUUGGAUAGACUACAUCAGCUCUAGUUUCUGAUGCAGAACAUAUGCCAUCCAGUAGUCGCCAUCUGCUUGCCCACAGAAAACCAUAUUUAAUAAUCUAGAGCUGAUAUGGUCUAUCCAAUGCAAUUUUCUGAAUCAGUACCCCCAAAUAACCCCAGGAACUGGUCUAAAACCAAAGACACCAAGGCACCCCCGCUUCCAGACACCACAUGGAAGGGCUCCACUUAGGGGGGGGGGGGGAAGGGAGGAGGAGAAGCAGCAGUCAGGAGGCUUGUUGACGCGCCUUUCAUUGGUAGUCAUCCUCUCUCAGAGGCAGUUCAACCACCAGGCCAACUAGGCAGUUGCCUGUGGCGCCAUCUUGUUGGGGGCGCCAUCGAGGCAACUCCUGUCUCCUGCAGCCUGCCUCCGCAAGGUGAAUCAUUGCUAAAUGGAAAUAAAAAGAAUAAGAGAAAAAAGAAAAUGUCACAAGAGAAGUUAGCAAUGACUUCCAGCAAUAAUCUAUCAGAAGACAAAAGGGUGAAUCUUGAGUCCGGCACAGCAUUAUUAAGCAAGAGGAAAAAUAGCUUCUUUGAAGAACUGAAAGAUCAAUGUGUAUUUGACUGUAUUAAUAAGAACAAGAAUGCCACAGAAUGUAGAUCCCCAAAUGCAACCACACAGAAACCUGCUCAGCAGGAAAAUGCUUCAGAUAUUGAAGUAGUGACAUUCCAUAGUCGUCACAGAAAGAAGAAAAUUAAACUUGAAGCUCCUCAACUUGAUAGUUCCAAGGAAAAAACAACUUUCCAAGAAAAGCAUGAAGGUGGCCAGGCAUUUAACCUGGAAAAAGCCCGUUUGGAAGUGCACCAGUUUGGAAUCACUGGAUUUGAUAAGAAAGAACAACGAGUUUUGGAACAAGAACGUGCCAUUAUGUUAGGAGCAAAGCCUCCUAAAAAGGAAUAUCUGAACUACAAGAUUCUUCAAGAGAAAAUUAAACAAAAGAAGGAAGCCAAGAAGGGAGAAAGCAUGAUGGAAAAUAAAUCAAAUUUUCUCAAGAAAAGGAAGAAAAAAGGGCAUGAAGGGAGUAAAUCCAAGAAGAAGGCAAAGCAGUGCAUAGUGCCUACAGGACAAGUUGGAACAUUUAAAAAUGGGACCCUGAUUCUUCGUAGCUCUGACAUAAAGAAAAUCAAGUCUUCCAAAGUGGUUAAAUGACAUUGCACCAGGCUGAAUUGAAAACUAGAUAAAUGAACUUUGUGGUCAAACUUUUUAAAAGCAUAUCUGUUUUCUAAAAAGACUUCUUUUUUAAUGCAUGGAUUUUUGUUGGGUCCUCAAUUUUGUAUUUAUUAAAAUCUAUUUAAAAAUAAA
Messenger RNA from Anolis carolinensis (green anole), 3753 nucleotides. It is a transcript of the gene fsaf1, whose product is annotated as chromosome 1 C1orf131 homolog. The transcript is spliced from 7 exons. The record is from RefSeq and is a predicted model, not a curated record. The coding region runs from base 2875 to 3600 and encodes 241 amino acids. NCBI's taxonomy places the organism in Eukaryota, Metazoa, Chordata, Lepidosauria, Squamata, Anolidae.